AUGGGUCUCAUUAAUGGUAGUAAACUAGCCCCAUCAGAAACGGUAACCAACGGUGAUCCACCCACCACUACUGCCAACCCUGCGUAUUUUGCUUGGUUUAGGAAAGACCAGAUGUUUUUUUCCUGGCUUCUGCCCUCUCCCUCAGAUGAGAUUUUUCCUUAUCUCAUUGGGCUCCCAUAUUCCUUCUCUGUCUUGAGUGCAUUAGAAAAUGCAUUUGGCUCUGUAUCUCAAAAUAGACAACUUCAACUGCAUAUCAAACUUCAAGAUCUGAAACACAAUGACUUAUCUAUCUCUCAGCUUCUCUACAAGGCCAAGGCUCUGGCUGAUGAACUUGCCUUUGUUGGUCGCCAACCUUUCCCUGCGGAGUUCAAUGCAAUUAUCUAUUGCAAUAUUGGACACAAAUUUCAUGGAAUCAUUAUUGCACUCAAUAUAAAGCCUGAACCGGUUCCAUUUCAUGAGCUCCAUGGUCAGCUCCUUGCCCAUGAAAUUUUGAUAAAAAGCAUCCAGGACUCACCUAUCGCCAACAUUGUUCAGAAGGCUCCCUCUUCCACUACUAAUAUCAAACAGCCUCAGCCAUCCUCCAAUUACAACAAGUUCUCUCAAUCUAAAUGCAAAAGUCCACGUCAGAUAUGCGGUUACAAAAAUCAUACGGCUGAUCGUUGUCGCAAAAGGUACACUCCACGAUAA
This is a messenger RNA of Carica papaya (papaya), 687 nucleotides long. The record is from RefSeq and is a predicted model, not a curated record. NCBI's taxonomy places the organism in Eukaryota, Viridiplantae, Streptophyta, Magnoliopsida, Brassicales, Caricaceae.